Alosa sapidissima (American shad) is the source of this 2896-nucleotide messenger RNA. Its product is annotated as aldehyde dehydrogenase family 3 member A2-like. The transcript is spliced from 11 exons. Gene Ontology annotation, biological process: aldehyde metabolic process. The coding region runs from base 338 to 1825 and encodes 495 amino acids. The record is from RefSeq and is a predicted model, not a curated record. Gene Ontology annotation, molecular function: aldehyde dehydrogenase (NAD+) activity. Lineage: Eukaryota; Metazoa; Chordata; Actinopteri; Clupeiformes; Clupeidae. Gene Ontology annotation, cellular component: cytoplasm.
CUGAUACGUCGAAUCUUUUAUACGCCGCCCUUGGACAACGAGGGAAAUACACAAAGCUGUGCCCCUGGCUUGCACUGCCGCUACAUCACUACGGGCAGUCGAGCUCCUGUGAGGGUAAGAAUUCAACAAAUCCGCUGUUCACCAGAGUAUUAGAGAUGUUUACUUAAUAACCUGCUUGAUUAAGUUGCCGGUUGUUGCAGCCUGCUUAUUGGGAUAUGGUGCGAGAUUCAGUCUUAGCAUUGGACAAAACAGUAGCCUAAAUUGCUGCCUAUCCAGCCAAGUUGCUGUUCUGCCAUUGUGAAAAGAGGGUGGGAGCGCAACAUUGGAAAUCCUACUGAUGGAGAAGCAAGCAGUGGACAGUGCCAGGAAGGCCUUCCUCUCAGGCAGGUCGCGACCCCUGCCAUUCAGGCUUCAGCAACUCCGAAGCCUGCAUAGGCUUAUCACAGAGAAGGAGGCAGAGAUAGCAGCAGCUCUCAAACAGGAUAUUCAUCGAAGCCAGUUUGACACUCCACUGUUCGAACUAAUUGGGCUGGAAAAUGACAUCAAGUUGGCAGAGAGCAGUCUGGCAGACUGGGCCGCCCCACGUCCGGCCAAGAAGAACCUCCUCACACUGUCGGACCAGGUGUACACGCAAGCGGAGCCGCUGGGUGUGGUACUCAUAAUUGGAGCCUGGAAUUACCCAUGGGCCCUCACGCUGCAACCUCUCAUUGGAGCCAUCGCUGCCGGAAAUGCAGCUGUGGUGAAGCCCUCUGAGCUGAGCAAGCACUCUGCCAGUCUCCUCAAAGAACUGCUCCCUCAGUAUUUGGACCAGGAGAUGUAUCCCGUGGUGUUGGGAGGCGUCCCUGAGACCCAGGAGCUGCUGGGGCAGCGGUUUGACCACGUCUUCUACACGGGAAACAGCACUGUGGGGAAGCUGGUGAUGGAGGCGGCCGCGCGCCACCUCACCCCCGUCACCCUGGAGCUGGGAGGGAAGAGCCCCUGUUACAUUGACAAAGACUGUGACCUCAGCAUUGCCUGUCGUCGCAUCACUUGGGGAAAGUUUGCUAAUUGUGGUCAGACCUGCAUCGCACCUGACUACAUCCUGUGUGAGCCUGGCAUCCAAGAUCGAGUUGUUGAAGAGAUUCAGCGGACAUUACGGGAGUUCUACGGUGAAGACCCUAAAACCUCACCAGACUAUGGUCGCAUCAUUAACCAGCACCAUUUUGAUCGUGUCAUGGCUCUCCUGGAAGGCAGCUCUGUGACUGUGGGUGGGAAGAAUGAUAGAGAAGAAUGUUACAUUGCCCCCACCAUCUUGCGGGACGUGUCCCCUCAUGCCAGGCUCAUGCAGGAGGAGAUCUUUGGGCCUGUCUUGCCCAUUGUCUCCGUCAGUAGUGUGGAUGAGGCCAUUCGCUUCAUCAACGACCGGGAGAAGCCCUUGGCUCUCUAUGUCUUCUCACAAGAUAAGAAGGUGAUAAAGCGAAUGCUUUCUGAGACGUCCAGUGGUGGAGUGACCGUCAAUGAUGUCAUUAUGCAUUACACAAUCAACUCUCUCCCCUUUGGUGGUGUCGGAAACAGUGGGAUGGGUUGCUACCACGGCAAGCACACCUUUGACCGUCUUAGUCACCACAGGUCCUGUCUCAUCAAAGCACUGGCCAUGGAGGGCAUGAACCAGGUCCGCUACCCGCCGCAGAACACCACUCAGCUGAAGAGGGCCAAGUUCUUCAUGGUAACUCGCCUCUGCAGCUGCGCUCGGUUCACGUGCGUUUGGGCUGUGGUGGCCACCAUGGUGGCGCUAGCCCUGCUAAUUGCACUGCUGGUGGUGCUGCUCAAGGACACUCCAGUGUGAUGACUGCUGCUUCAAAUUCUGUCACACAAUACAAUGGUCACUAAUACUUUUAUAAUAGCAUUGUUUCCAUCAUAAGGGAAAUAACCACUUUGUUUAUUAAUCUAUAUAGUAGCACUUUUUUGCAACUAUACUACUGAUAGCAAGAAAUAGUACCAUUUUACUAAAUAGUAUUUCCUAUUCUAUCUUUCACACUUUAUUACAAUCAUUGAGUAUAGAACAUGCUUUCAAGAUGUAUUUGUUUCUUUCAUGUCUAAAAUUCUUAAACCUAAAAGAGUGGUUCGCAAUUGUAAUCUAGCACACUUUUUGUCUAAAUCAGUGACUUGCUCCUCAAGCUCUAGCAGUAUUUGUGUAGGCCUACACUGUUUAUCCACACUCCUGGCUCUGUCAAAAUGUAAAACAAAGUGCCUUGAAUGAAGCUGUACACUAUUCCAGCCAAUCAACAUGGCUGCUUCAGGAGCACAGCCACAGUCAUUUAAUUGUCUGUCAAGAUCAAAUAUCAACAACCUUGCGGUAGAAUCGUCUAUAGACUAUAACUUAUCUACUUAAUCUUAUCUUGCUACUAAUAUAUAUAUUGCCAUAUCUGUAAUAGAAAAAAACAUCUUUACUUCCUUAUGAUGUAAUUUUCCCCUAUCUGUUUUAUUUUCAUCUGCUGCAAAUCAUCCAGAUUGAAAAGCUCAUUUUGGUCUUCCUUCCUGGAGGGAAAAGGUAUUUGAUCCUGUCUGACACUAGAUGGCAUUAUUUGGCCAUCCAGACUCUGUAUGUGGCAGGUUUAUGCCAAGUAGGAUGUCUCACAUCCUAAACCUGGUGCUAAUCACUGGGACCGAAAACAGGUAUUGAGCCUUUAGAAACUACUGCUAUAUGCUAAGCAGUUUUAACACAAAGUUGCACAGUGAGAAUGUAAUACUGUUUUUAGAAAAAUAUCACAACAUUUUGGUCUUUGGACUUUUUUGUGGGGUGAUGUUAUUCAGUUGAAAUGCAGUGUGUUUAUUAUGAGAUGUAGUUCAGCACCACAGUCAGUAAUACAGCACAAAGGAUGUCAAUAGAUAAAUGCAAAUAAAAUAAAUAAUAAAA